AAAUCGCUCUGGAAAACAUUUCACCAGACGUAAACAAAGCCUGUCCUUGGUGUGCAUUGGAAAUAGCACAUUAGCUCGAGUUAGGCUGGAAAAUGUUGCUUUUAAACUACAGAAUUAUUUUUACCUGCGUGGUCCUACUAGUCAGCAAUGCGAGCGCCUUUCGGUUCAAGAGUUUAGAUUUCUAUAUGCAGCUUUGGAAUGGCGAAUUCUUCGCAUCGAGCCCGUUCGGUGGGGGCAGUGUGGCAAAACCGGAUGAGAAAGCCGAAAGCACCAAGCCAGGCAUUACUUUCCAGGGUCAAGCGUUACAAAGCACACUGUACGAUUAUCUCACAUACCGCGACAAAGUGUUGUGUUCCUUGGCACAAACUAGCGAACUGGAGGAGGGUACAAAUCCCGAUGGAAGUCGCAAAUCACCACUGCGCGUCAAAUGCAGCCCAGUGGAAGGAAAUGGAACACUCUACAUCAUCACCUCGCUAAAGGACAUGGUGAAAGGGUUACCCCACUAUGGCAAUUCGACCAAAAGGAACGAGGUGGGCAGCUGCUUCUUGAUGCUGUUCUACACGAAAACCUGCAUCCACAGUGCGAUGGUGGCACCGCAUUUUAACGCACUGGCACGACACUUUCCCGAUCUGGUGGUAACCGCGAUUGAUGCGUACAAUUUUCACUUUUUAAACGGCGAGUUCGGUAUCGUGGGGCUGCCGACGAUUAUGCUGUUCCAUCAGGGACGUCCGUUAGUGAAGUACAACGGGACGGAAAUUACGCUUUCCUCGCUGGCGAAGUUUGUUACACGACACACGGGCAUCGAACCACGGUUGGCAAAUCAAAAGAGCAGCACGACGGUUCUGCACUACAUAUCGGACGAUUUCAAAGGUCCGCUGUCGAACAAGGUUGAAUACCGUACGGAUUACUGGCUGUACGUGGCUUGGGCAUUCAUUAUUGUUUGCACGUGCUACUACUUCUCGAAAUCUACACUGUAUGCACAGAUCAUUGAGAUGAUCAAGCGAAACUGGCGAGAAUCGGCUGCUCAGCAUAGUUAGGAGCGCACUUUUGCGCAAAGGAUUUGAAUUAAACUCGUUUAGUUGUUCUGUUGUACUAGUUUUAUUCUAAAUUUAGAGAAAUAGAUAUACAUCAUUGAUUUGAUUGAUAUGAUUGUCAUAGUUUAGUGAAA
Anopheles funestus (African malaria mosquito) is the source of this 1168-nucleotide messenger RNA. It is a transcript of the gene bug, whose product is annotated as thioredoxin domain-containing protein 15. The transcript is spliced from 2 exons. The record is from RefSeq and is a predicted model, not a curated record. Gene Ontology annotation, cellular component: cilium. Gene Ontology annotation, biological process: cilium assembly. Bases 93 to 1037 code for a protein of 314 amino acids. Lineage: Eukaryota; Metazoa; Arthropoda; Insecta; Diptera; Culicidae.